CUUCAUACAGCACGCCACAAUAUGCAACAAAGUUGACAAAUCUUCCGAGCCACACCCAAAUCCGUUCUUGGGGGAACGAACAUCGCUCGGAAGAUCGUCGGCUUUCCCAUUCUUCCCAAGCAGAGCAGUCAUUCGGAUCUCUCACCCGUUGGACCAAGUUACCAACAGCCAUGGACAUCAACAACACCAGCGUUAUAAAAGACCCAAUUGCCGGCAGUGGUCUUGCAGCGAGCCAAGAUAUCGGUAUCGGCGAUGUCAUCAUCCAGCUCUCUUCUCCUUAUCUUCUGGUAGUGGAAAAAGAGGCGCUCGACAAAGUCUGCUCGUUCUGCCUAAUUGAGGCCUCGCCGCUUAAAGACGCUCCACCACUCAAGAGAUGCAGCGCGUGCAAAGUCCCGCGGUACUGUUCUUCCGAAUGCCAUAAGAAGGACUGGCUCGCCGGGCACCUGAAAGAAUGUCCCAUUCUGAAGAGCCUGCCAGACAUUCCCCCAACACCUGUUCGUGCUUUGAUCCAACUCCUCCUUCAGCACCAGCAUGGCGCCUCUUUGAAUCCACGGUGGGCGGCCCUUGAAUCCCAUGUUGAAAACUUGAAGAUGAAUCGAAAGCGGUGGGACGACAUUGUGCUUCAGGCUCAGGGUGCUGUUGCGUUUUCGAAGAGUCCGCAAGAUCGGAUAGAGCUUGCCAUCCAGGUUCUCUGCCGGAUGAUCACCAAUGCAUUUCGUGCUACGCUAGCGGAUGAUACCCCGGUUGGGCUCUGCUUUGAGCCUAUCUUGGCGCUAGCCAAUCACUCAUGCAGUCCGAAUGCUGUAGUCGUGUUUAAUGGGCGAUCUGUAGCAUUGCGGGCACUGGAAUCAAUUGGAGAAGGAGAGCAAGUCUUCAUCUCUUACAUUACCGCCACGGAGGACCGGACGUCAAGACAAACGAACCUCAAACAGAGAUACUUCUUCGACUGUCAAUGCGGGAAGUGCAGCAAAGACGAGAGUCCGUACUCCACAUUCCUGCGCUACGCUCCGAAGGCAGAGGGGAGAGUUGACUUGCUGUGCAACAGCGACUCUCUGACCCGCAACGCUGAAAAUCUCGUGAGCCGCUACAAGCGAACAAAUGUCGGGGGUGGCUGUCCCAUUGACUUCAGCAAGGCGACCAGCUAUCUCCAGCAGAGCCAAACAAUGAACACAUACCCAGGGGCGAAGACCCCAGUGCUCAAGAAAGCCGCCUGUGCGUGUGAGCCAGACAGGGGGGAAUUCGCGCUCCACCCAGUCCCUAAGAUCAUGCACGAGAUAUACUUGAACUACCUCGAUGGCCGCGAUUGGCUCGACGCACUGGUAAUCCUUCUCUUCUUGUUUCUAGAAUGCGAUGUCUACAACUACCCACAACCACACCACCCGGUACGUAUCAUCCGAUUGAUUAGCAUCGCUAGACUACUCAAAGAAAUCUCAACACGUUCGCCUCUGGCCAACAAAGCCUCAGCUGGGGAUGCGAAACUCCAGCCUAAGCUUCACCGUGCGAUCGAAGAUUUCGAUUGGAUCAACUCAGUCCAUGCGAUCAUGAUUCUCGUCGUGGAACAAGCACCGAAGAGCCAUGGAAAAGACAGUAUAUUUAUGAGGAGGGUUGAGGCCGAGCUGAGAUCUGUGGAAGAGGCGAAAAGGCUCAGGCGUGAAGUGGGAGGGCGUUUACGAGAGUGGAUGACCGAUGCAAAUUCUGCAGAAGGUAAAAAGGAGGCGAAAACGAUCAUGGAGGCGUUGAGGAAGCUGUCAGAAUGUGCAUGGGAGCUGGUGACUACUACUCCAUGAUGGUAUGUGAAAGGGGAAAAACAAAAUGGGAAGUACGCAUCACGAACAUUGGAGGAUUCAACAUAUUAUGAUUUGAAGAGUUGGAUGGGGGUGCGCCAGCCUCGUCUCAUGAUUGCGAUGACUGAAAGCCACAUCUUUUAUGGCCAUUCUUUGGCGAAUUGCCCGUCCCAAGGCCUAUCUGGACGCGCUCCAGCUCUGGUAGUGUACGAGCCAUGUGUAUGUUUACGGCAACCUAGUAUCAACGGAUCUCCUCACUGCACAUACUUUUGAAAUUCUG
Molecule: messenger RNA, 2064 nt
Organism: Hyaloscypha bicolor E
Lineage: Eukaryota; Fungi; Ascomycota; Leotiomycetes; Helotiales; Hyaloscyphaceae
Product: SET domain-containing protein
Exons: 2
Coding region: 171-1787 (538 amino acids)
Cellular component (GO): nucleus
Molecular function (GO): protein binding
Source: RefSeq, a predicted model, not a curated record